Messenger RNA from Bufo bufo (common toad), 2079 nucleotides. RefSeq names its product extensin-like. The transcript has 2 exons. Bases 1 to 2079 code for a protein of 692 amino acids. The record is from RefSeq and is a predicted model, not a curated record. NCBI's taxonomy places the organism in Eukaryota, Metazoa, Chordata, Amphibia, Anura, Bufonidae.
AUGCUUGCUGUAGCAGAACGGAGCGAGGAUCGAACAGUGCCCCCAGUUACAGCACAGAGCCCCCAGUUACAGUACAGUGCCCCCAGUUACAGUACAGAGCCCCCAGUUACAGAACAGCGCCCCCAGUUACAGCACAGUGCCCCCAGUUACAGCACAGAGCCCCCAGUUACAGCACAGAGCCCCCAGUUACAGCACAGAGCCCCCAGUUACAGCACAGAGCCCCCAGUUACAGCACAGAGCCCCAGUUACAGCACAGAGCCCCCAGUUACAGAACAGCACACCCAGUUACAGCACAGUGCCCCCAGUUACAGCACAGAGCCCCCAGUUACAGAACAGCACACCCAGUUACAGCACAGAGCCCCCAGUUACAGCACAGAGCCCCCAGUUACAGCACAGAGCCCCCAGUUACAGCACAGAGCCCCCAGUUACAGCACAGUCCCCCCAGUUACAGCACAGUGCCCCCAGUUACAGAACAGUGCCCCCAGUUACAGCACAGCGCCCCCCAGUUACAGCACAGCGCCCCCAGUUACAGAACAGUGCCCCCAGUUACAGCACAGAGCCCCCAGUUACAGCACAGUGCCUCCCAGUUACAGCACAGUGCCCCCAGUUACAGCACAGUCCCCCCAGUUACAGCACAGUGCCCCCAGUUACAGAACAGUGCCCCCAGUUACAGCACAGCGCCCCCCAGUUACAGCACAGCGCCCCCCAGUUACAGCACAGCGCCCCCAGUUACAGCACAGCGCCCCCAGUUACAGCACAGAGCCCCAGUUACAGCACACUGCCCCAGUUACAGCACAGCUCCCCAGUUACAGCACAGAGCCCCCAGUUACAGCACAGAGCCCCCAGUUACAGCACAGUGCCUCCCAGUUACAGCACAGCUCCCCAGUUACAGCACAGCGCCCCAGUUACAGCACAGCGCCCCAGUUACAGCACAGCGCCCCAGUUACAGCACAGCGCCUCCCAGUUACAGCACAGCGCCCCCAGUUACAGCACAGAGCCCCAGUUACAGCACACUGCCCCAGUUACAGCACAGCUCCCCAGUUACAGCACAGCGCCCCAGUUACAGCACAGAGCCCCAGUUAUAGCACAGAGCCCCCCAGUUACAGCACAGAGCCCCCAGUUACAGCACAGCGCCCCCCAGUUACAGCACAGCGCCCCCAGUUACAGCACAGCGCCCCCAGUUACAGCACAGAGCCCCAGUUACAGCACACUGCCCCAGUUACAGCACAGCUCCCCAGUUACAGCACAGAGCCCCCAGUUACAGCACAGAGCCCCCAGUUACAGCACAGAGCCCCCAGUUACAGCACAGUGCCUCCCAGUUACAGCACAGCUCCCCAGUUACAGCACAGCGCCCCAGUUACAGCACAGCGCCCCAGUUACAGCACAGCGCCUCCCAGUUACAGCACAGCGCCCCCAGUUACAGCACAGAGCCCCAGUUACAGCACACUGCCCCAGUUACAGCACAGCUCCCCAGUUACAGCACAGCGCCCCAGUUACAGCACAGCGCCCCAGUUACAGCACAGCACCCCAGUUAUAGCACAGAGCCCCCCAGUUACAGCACAGAGCCCCCAGUUACAGCACAGUGCCUCCCAGUUACAGCACAGCGCCCCCAGUUACAGCACAGUGCCCCAGUUACAGCACAGUGCCUCCCAGUUACAGCACAGUGCCCCCAGUUACAGCACAGUGCCCCCAGUUACAGCACAGAGCCCCAGUUACAGCACAGAGCCCCAGUUACAGCAUAGCGCCCCCAGUUACAGCACAGAGCCCCCAGUUACAGCACAGCUCCCCAGUUACAGCACAGAGCCCCCAGUUACAGCACAGCGCCCCAGUUACAGCAGAGCUCCCCAGUUACAGCACAGAGCCCCCAGUUACAGCACAGCGCCCCAGUUUCAGCACAGCUCCCCAGUUACAGCCUGCGCCCCCAGUUACAGCGCAGCGCCCCCAGUUACAGCACAGCGCCCCCAGUUACAGCACAGUGCCUCCAGUUACAGCACAGAGCCCCAGCAACAGUCACAUGGAAGGGGACAAAUACAUUUUCAUAUCACUUUUUUUUUCAACUUGUUUGAUUCAACCUUGUAA